AUGUUGUUCAGGUUCAUGUGGCCACGAAGUGGCACAAUAACUCCUUUAAGAAACUUUAAUAUGUUUUCAAGGUCUAUGACAAGUAGUAUCCCGUUAUAUAAAACCAACCACUCAACUAGAACGAAGGAGAAUGUGCACGAUUUGGAGACCUUUUUAAAGCUUAUCGGCCGCAACUGUAUUGAGCAUGCCGAGACCUUUGGGAAUGACUUGCCCAAGUUUUUAAAGACAUCAUCACAUGAGAUGAAAAAUAUGGGUAUUGAUGUUUCCACCAGACGCUACAUGCUCAGAUGGAUUCACAAAUUUGAGAAUGACUUAGAACCUUUAAGAGAGCAUAAGAAAGGAAAGAAGAAGAAUGGAGGAGAGAGAAAUGCAAAGACAGUAUUGGCUAAGAAGAAAGCAUUAAAGAGGUUGGAAGAAAAAGAAAAGUUUGCACUAGAAGAGUUAGAAGCAGAGAAGAAAGGAGAGAGAGAAUUUUAG
Molecule: messenger RNA, 477 nt
Organism: Priceomyces carsonii
Lineage: Eukaryota; Fungi; Ascomycota; Pichiomycetes; Serinales; Debaryomycetaceae
Product: mitochondrial 37S ribosomal protein mS41
Exons: 1
Coding region: 1-477 (158 amino acids)
Cellular component (GO): mitochondrion
Source: RefSeq, a predicted model, not a curated record